UUUGGCUGAGUAUGGUUAAACUAAUAUUUGUAUCCACAUUUUAUUUGUUAUUUAUAUACUUGUUGCGCGUUAUAGAAAAGUAAAUGUACUCUUGUACAGAAACACUAGCGGACUCUAAUGUCGAACGGACAGAGGUGUCGAGCACAUUUCAAGGUAACACCAGCUGCUUCCAUGUGAGCAAGAUGCCACGUCUCUACGUGGGCGGCUUGACCCACCUGGUCACACAGAAAGAUCUGACCGAUCGCUUUGGAAAAUUCGGACAGGUGGAGGACGUGGAGCUCCGGACAAGGAGGGAUGACGAGGGUGUUCCCUACAAAACCUUUGCUUACAUCAAUCUCAACAUUUCCGAUACUGACCUAAAGAAAUGCAUGACAGUAUUGAACAAAUCUAAAUGGAAAGGAGGAACUCUGCAGAUCGAACCUGCCAAGGAGAGUUUUCUGCAUAAGCUGGCUCAAGAAAGAGAGACUGAGCAGCGGCACCAAUGUCAGGACGCAGACGAUAAACAACAAAAUGUUAACAAGCUGCUGGAAGCUUUCAGCAAAGCUGGCGUUAACAACUUCACCAUGAAGGCGGCUGUGCCGGGCACAGAAGUACCCGGACACAGGGACUGGGUGGUGAGUAAAUUUGGCCGCGUGCUGCCAGUCAUGCAGCUACGCUGUAAGAAAGGCAGCAAAGCUCGCACCCUCAAGUACGACCCGUCUAAGUACAGCCACAAUAUCCGGCGUUUGACCCCACCCGUGACCGCCCCCGAUGCUGCCGACCCGCCCACACCGGUGGACAAGCUCACCUGGCAGAUUGAAGGCGGGGACAAUGAAAUCAGCAAAAAGAGGCGGGGAGAGUUUGCGCCAUAUAAAUCGACAAGACCCAAGAAGACUUGUGCGGAGGUGCUCGAAUUGCUAAACAGCGCUAGACCCGCCAAGUCAGAAAAUCAUCAUCUGACCAAUGGUUUUAGCGUGGUUAGCGACAAGCAUCCGAUUCAGAACAGACGUUACGAGGACAGCGACGUGGACUCAGAUGAGGAGAUACACCGGUUGGCGGCGCUCGAGCGGCUUUCUUACAAUGCACCGGGCAGGGAUAUGGAGGAGGACAACCUGGAAGUAGUGGGAGACGACUACUUUCUCAAGGCAGGAGUCUCACAUAAGAAGAUUUACGGUAUACCAAAGCACAACCGAGAUGAUGAGGAUUACGAUUCAGCCGACACGGAUGAGCUCUUUGCUUCAAGGAAACGUUCUCCUCCUCCUCCUCUGGAGGACAUGUCAGGAAAAAAGGGGAAGAGGGAGAGAGGAAGAAAAGACGAUGCGAGAGUGAACGGGAUUUCUGUUUUUUCUGGGGAACAAGAAGAGGAGGACUACCAGUCUGCUGACACGGAUGAGCUUUUCACUUCAAGGAAAUGUCCUCUUCUGCCUCUGGAGAACAUCUCAAGAGAUAAGGAGAAAACAAGAAAAGAAGAAGACAAUUCUACUGGCAUGAAGAAAAUAUCCACUCCUGGAAAACCUUCUCCUCCUCGUCCAAACAAGAUCUCAGGAGAAAGUAUGGGAACAAAGAAGAGGAAAAGAAAAGAAGAGGACCAGAGGACAAAGAAAAGUGUCGUUUCCGAAAAGGCUGAUGAAGAAGACAACUCUUCUGACAUUCAAAAAAUCUCCACUCACAAAAAAUCGUCUCUCCUUCCUCCAAAGAUCCCUGGAGAAAAUGAGAAGACGAGCAUAAAAGAGGACAAGAGUACUACGAAAACAGCUUUUAUUUCCAAGGAGGAAGAGGAGGCAGAUGAUGAAGAAGAAGAGGAUGAAAAAUCUACUCUCACCAAGACAAUUGCCAUUCCUAAAAAAGCGUCAGGGGAAAAAGAGAAAAGGACAAAAAGAACGAAAACCUCCACUCUCAGGAAAGCUCCUCUUCUGGAGAACAUCCCAGAUUCACCGACAGAAAAGACUGCACUUGAACACAAAGAGGACGGGAUGACUUCAUCCAACGAAGAUGACUACUCCGCCGAUUCGGAGUAUGAGGCUAUGUUCUCCAAUGUCACCCAUCUGGAAAUCUCCCUGUCCGAUCUCCAGAAGCUGGCUGGGGAAACCCAGCCGACAUCGGAGGAACCUCCACCCCGAUGCACAUUUAAGAAAGGAAUCCUGCCCGAGGAAAUUCUGGCGUCCCUCCUGCGGGAUGACGGCGACGAGUACGAACGAGAAUCCGAGAAGAAGAAACGGAAAACGACACUUCCUCCCUUUCGGGGCACGGCGAUGCUCUACCAGGAGGAGGAGCUGAAUGCAGAGUCCUCAAGAGUGGAAGAGGAAGUAAAGGUGACCUGUCGCGAUGAAAAAGAAGAAGAACGGCAAAGGAAGGACAACACGAUGAGACUGGCCUCCUUUCAGGAGGAGGUGAUGGAAAGGGAAGGUCAUGAAAAAAAGGAGGAGAAUGUUGGGUCGUCGUCUUCUGGAGAGGAAGAGGAAGUAAACGUUAAGUGUCGUCCCAAGUUGAGCACUCAGUAUGAAAAAGAUUGGAAGAAGAAGGACAAGACUACAAGACUGGCUUCCUUCCAGGAGGAGGAGGUGAUGGAAAGGGAAGCUCAAGAAAAAACGGAGGUAAAUGUUGAGUCGUCGUCUUCUGGAGAGGAAGCAGGAGAAAAGGUGACGUGUCGUCCCAAGUUGAAUGCCAUGGAAGGAAAAGAUCGGCAGAAGAAAGGCAAAACUGCGAGACUGCCCUCCUUCCAAGAGGAGGUGAUCGAUAGAGAAGCUCAAGAAAAAAAGGAGGAGAAUGUUGAGUCGUCGUCGUCUUCUGAAGAGGAGGUAAAGGAUACGUGUCGACCCAAGUUGAGUGCUCAGGAAGAAGAAGAACGGCAGAAGAAGGACAACACUAGGAGACUGGCCGCCGUCCAACAGAGAUUAAAGGAGACGCAGCGGCACAAGGAGCUCAUCCAGGGGGCGCUCGCCAACGUGGAUGCUGGUCGUGCCAAAACAGGAAAACACAUCGUCUUUGAUUCCGAUGACAAUGAGGAAGAGGAAACCUCGCCGCUCUUGGACGGCCAAUUAGAGGACUCACACGAGGAGUCGGCGACCAAUAAGAGCGUGCCGUCCAUAAAUGAGGAGCACGGCUCCAAAAUGUCGGGCCCUCAACUUUUCGACAGCAGUGGGGAAGACGACAAGGAAGAGGAUGAUGGCGGCGGGUUCCACGUCAGGCCUCAAUUUGAAGGAAGAGCGGGGCAAAAGCUGAUGGCGCUGCAGUCACGCUUCGGCACGGAUGAGCGCUUCAGGAUGGAUUCGCGAUUUCUAGAAGAAGAAGAAAUGGACCAAGAGUCAGAUGGUAAGGCCAAUGUGGCGGAGGAUGAGGAGGCUCUCCAGGAGGAGAAGAAGAGGAACAUGUCCAUCCUCCAGGGCCUUCUGGGACAUCAAGCCAACAGUGCCAAGACUUCCACCAAGACUAAAACCUUCAGAGACGUAUCGGCGCUGCACUACGACCCCAGCCGAGAAGAACACGCCGCCUUUGAAACCAAAGCUGUGAGCAGCAAGGAAAGCAAGUCGACCCGGCGCAAGAAGCGCGAGGAGGCACAGAAGCUCCCCGAGGUUUCCAAGGAAAUCUUCUACGACGUGUCUGGUGACCUAAAGGCCAUGUUCGGCUCCGUCACUGACCAGCAGCCUGCAGAAGCGGUCGAAAUCGCCUGGGAUCAAAACCAAGAUGAGGAGAAAGAAGAAGAAGAGGAGCAACCUCAAGGGGAAGAACCUUCCGGCUUUAUGUUCUCAUUCUUUGGAGAUGAUAUCCAGACUGCAAGUAAACCUGAAGAGUACAAGAUUGAGAGCAUCCAUACUGCCAAGGUGUCGUCAUGGCAACAAGACCCCCGCCUGCAAGACAGCAGUGAGGAAGAUGAAGAGGAGGAAGAAGACGAAGUGCAGAAGGAGAAAAACAACACACCACCUAAAAACCAAAGGGAUGAAAUUGCGCCCGCCAUGAAUGAGUUCUUCUUCUUCCACCUUGAUGACAGCAGACUGACAGAGGGCCCCAAGUGGUUCUGUCGCUCAUCUCAGCUGGAGGACGAGCGAGAUGAGUGGGAGGAGAGGAGGACUGAGCUCAGACAGGAGUACCGCAAGAAGCACAGGGACGCCCGCAGGAAGCUCAGAUCCUCGCAAAAGACUUGAAUGCUUCCCACUGCGUGCAAGAAUCAGGGAUUUGUUUUUAGAAAAGAAUACCGCAUCAUGUAAUAUCCAUGUAUAAUAUAUAUAUAAAAUAUGUCAACUCAACUGCUCUUUUGUAGCCCAAAUUUAAGACAUCAUGUCAAAUAAAAUGAGGAUUUGGAUGUAAUUUGGAUGUCUAUUUCUAUUUUCCAUAUAAUGCUUUCAUAUACAGUAUGCAGUGCAAUAUAGUGUGUAUAAAUAUACGGUAUAUACGCAGACAUACAUAAAACAUGACGAAACUC
This is a messenger RNA of Corythoichthys intestinalis (scribbled pipefish), 4399 nucleotides long. RefSeq names its product nucleolar protein 8 (gene nol8). Gene Ontology annotation, cellular component: U2 snRNP; U12-type spliceosomal complex; nucleolus. The record is from RefSeq and is a predicted model, not a curated record. The transcript has 18 exons. The coding region runs from base 84 to 4121 and encodes 1345 amino acids. Gene Ontology annotation, biological process: positive regulation of mRNA splicing, via spliceosome. Lineage: Eukaryota; Metazoa; Chordata; Actinopteri; Syngnathiformes; Syngnathidae. Gene Ontology annotation, molecular function: RNA binding.